Plectropomus leopardus (leopard coralgrouper) is the source of this 2284-nucleotide messenger RNA. RefSeq names its product protein tyrosine phosphatase non-receptor type 6 (gene ptpn6). Gene Ontology annotation, biological process: peptidyl-tyrosine dephosphorylation; intracellular signal transduction; mitotic cell cycle. Gene Ontology annotation, cellular component: cytoplasm. Gene Ontology annotation, molecular function: phosphotyrosine residue binding; non-membrane spanning protein tyrosine phosphatase activity. NCBI's taxonomy places the organism in Eukaryota, Metazoa, Chordata, Actinopteri, Perciformes, Serranidae. The record is from RefSeq and is a predicted model, not a curated record.
UUUUUUGUGUUGAGAUCUGCACCGAAAACUAAGGAAAGUACUAUCAGAGUUUCCAGAGAUUAAAUCUACUCUGCUCUUAAAUAUGAUGAGUUUUUGUUUUGGUCGUCUUUAGAAAAAAAAAAAAAAGAAGAAAACCCAAAAAAACCAACAUCUCUAUCUGUUGGAGGAAUUCCGGCCUGUCAGCUAUUUUGGUUCCUGUCUUGCUUUCACUAUUUUGUGAAAGGAGAUGUAAGAAGGAAGGAAGGGGAGAGCGAGUGAGAGAGGACGACAGCGAGAGGAGGGGAGUCAGACAUAUACAGUCUGAGCGCCUCGGAGAGAGUCAGUUGUGUUCAGAAGCAGCUGAGAAGAAAGAAGCCAAGACACAACAUGGUUCGGUGGUUCCACAGAGACAUCACAGGCCUGCAGGCCGAGGAAAUGCUGAAGACUCGAGGCAUCCAUGGCAGCUUUCUGGCCCGACCCAGCAAGAAAAACGUAGGAGAUUUCUCCCUCUCUGUCAGAGUGGGCGAGCUGGUGACCCACAUCCGCAUCCAGAACACAGGAGACUACUACGACCUGUACGGCGGGGAGAAGUUUGCCACCUUGUCCGAGCUGGUGGAGUACUACACAGCUGAGAACGGCAUCCUGCAGGACAAGGACGGCACCGUCAUCGAACUCAGAUACCCCCUCAACUGCUCCGACCCCACCACAGAGAGGUGGUACCACGGUCACCUGUCGGGGCCGAAUGCAGAGAAGCUGCUCAGUGCACGAGACGAGCCGGGGACCUUCCUUGUCAGAGAGUCGCUGUCCAAACCUGGAGACUUUGUCCUGUCGGUUCUGACGGACGAGAGGAGCAAAACUGGAGGGAAGAGGGUCUCCCACAUCAAGAUCAUGUGUCAGAAUGACAGGUACACAGUUGGAGGUUCAGAGCUGUUUGACACGCUGACAGACCUGGUGGACUACUACAAACGCAAAAGCAUUGAGGAGAUCUCUGGGAACUGGGUGCAUCUCAAACAGCCGUAUUACUCCACCAGAGUGAAUGCAGCAGAUAUCGACAGCAGAGUGAAACAGCUGGAUCAGACCACACAGCAGCAGCAGGAUGGAGAGGGCGAGAAGAGCAAGGCGGGCUUCUGGGAGGAGUUUGAUGCUCUUCAGAAGUUUGAGGCCAAAGUGAAAAAGAGCAGAGAGGAGGGCCAGAGACCUGAGAACAAGAGCAAAAACAGAUACAAGAAUAUCCUUCCCUUCAACGACACCAGGGUCGUCCUGCAGGACGCUGAUCCUGAUGUUGUGGGCUCAGAUUACAUCAACGCCAACUACGUGAGAAACAACCUGUGGGAGUCCGGAGAUCAGAAAGUUUACAUCGCCACCCAGGGGUGCCUAGCAACAACUGUCAACGAUUUCUGGCAGAUGGUAUGGCAGGAGAACACGAGGGUGAUCGUCAUGACAACAAGAGAGGUCGAGAAAGGGCGGAAUAAAUGCGUUCCAUACUGGCCCGACCCUCAGAGCUCCAAGGAGGUGGGUCCAUUCGUGGUGACCUCUUCAUCUGAGAGGGAAGCUGCUGAUUACAAAAUCAGAGUUAUGGAAAUCGCUCCUAUGGACCAGCCAAAACAAUCUCGCAUUAUCUGGCACUACCAGUACAUGAGCUGGCCCGACCAUGGCGUCCCUCAGGAGCCAGGUGGCGUCCUCAGCUUCCUCAGCCAAGUGAACUCUAAACAAGAAGAGUUUCAUGGUGCUGGACCCAUGAUCAUCCACUGCAGUGCUGGAAUUGGUCGAACAGGCACGAUCUUGGUGAUCGACAUGAUCAUUCAGAACAUUGACACUAUAGGUCUGGACUGUGAUCUCGACAUCCCAAAAUACAUCCAGAUGGUGCGAGAGCAGCGCUCUGGCAUGGUGCAGACAGAGGCUCAGUACAAGUUCAUCUACCUAGCCGUGUCCGAGUACAUACAGACCACCAAGGCCAAAACCUCUGCCUCCAUGGAAACUGAGACAGAGUAUGGAAAUCUGCAACUCAAACAUCAACCAGCAAGCAGGAAGGUCUCAAAAAAUAAGGAGGACGUUUACGAGAAUCUGUCAAAAGGGAAGAAAGACGGGAAGAAACCAAAGUCAGACAAGAAAAGUGGCUCCGUGAGGAAAAGAUAGAAAUUUUUUAUCAAAGUAUGUCAUGUUUUUAUAUUUAUGAAGGCAAGAAUUUGUAUUUUAAAAGAGAUAAUAAAGUUACAGUGUGAAAUUUAGAAAUAAGGUAAUCGUUUGACAUCACAGUUGUCAUACAAAUACUCGGCUGAGAAUAAAGCCAGAACAUGUGUGAACA